Penicillium longicatenatum is the source of this 1179-nucleotide messenger RNA. RefSeq names its product exosome non-catalytic core subunit RRP42. The record is from RefSeq and is a predicted model, not a curated record. The coding region runs from base 1 to 1179 and encodes 392 amino acids. Gene Ontology annotation, cellular component: nuclear exosome (RNase complex); cytoplasmic exosome (RNase complex). NCBI's taxonomy places the organism in Eukaryota, Fungi, Ascomycota, Eurotiomycetes, Eurotiales, Aspergillaceae. The transcript has 2 exons. Gene Ontology annotation, biological process: U1 snRNA 3'-end processing; exonucleolytic trimming to generate mature 3'-end of 5.8S rRNA from tricistronic rRNA transcript (SSU-rRNA, 5.8S rRNA, LSU-rRNA); TRAMP-dependent tRNA surveillance pathway.
AUGACAUCCCAACGCCAGGCUUCAUCAGCCUCCCAAACUCCCCAUCUUUCCGCCGCUGAGCUCUCCUACCUCUACACCUCCCUCUCUCUCGCCAAGAACCCCAUUCGCCCUGACGGCCGCUCGCCAACACAGUUUCGUCCACUUACAGCCGAAUGCGAUAUUCUGCCCGGUACAAAUGGUAGUGCGCGUAUCGGCUUCGCGGACGGAACACAGGCUAUUGUCGGUGUGAAAGCGGAGGUUGAGAAGACGACUUUGACGGCUGAUACCCUUGAUGCGCGAUCGCUUUCGCUACAGAAUGAUCUUGGACCGAGUGGAGAUGGGCGCGAGGGAACAGAGGGAUCGUCGGCUGCGACGGGUGGACAUGGAUCUUGGGUACAAAUGAGCAUUGAAAUCCCGGGUUUUAGGGACGAUGAUGCGUUGCCUGUUUUUCUUUCCGAGAUGAUGCGGGAAAGUCUUGUCGGCUCGGUAGGGGGCAAGGACGGGGAUGGUAUUGAGAGGGGUAUGGCUGGGGGGUUGAAGGGAAGAUUGGUUAUUAACAAACGGUGGCAUUGGAGAUUGUAUAUCGAUGUUCUUCUCCUCUCGCAGCCUUUGUCAUACCCGCUUCCUCUUCUCUCUCUCACGACUCACCUCGCUCUCUUAUCUACCAAGCUUCCGAAACUCAAGUCCCAGGGCGAAGAGGAUCCUUUCUUCGACGAUGACUGGGCUGUCGCAGAGUACUUGUACCCGCGUGCAUCGGCGGGCCUGAAAUUCAACCCAUCACUACAAGUUCGUCCUCCGGUCACAUUGCUUGUGAUCUCAGUAGGCGAGAACGUCAUUUUCGAUCCCAACCGCGAAGAAAUUGCCGUCGCGGAUGCUGUGCUCGCUAUUUCCGUUACCCGCGAUACUGAAACCCAAGGCUUGAAAAUGCUUUCUAUUCGGACGGUCGACCCUCCGUCUAGACUUACCCAGCCUGGUGUUCCUAAUUCCGAAAAUGUGAAUAUGCUUGGUUCGACCGCCCCGGGCGAGAGUCAGGCCGUCUUGAACCCUGCAACUGGGGAAGAGGAAAUCCCUGGUGUUUGGCGCCCGAGGAGGGGUGGAGUCAAGCGCAGUGUGAUUGCAGGUAUGGUCAAGACUGUGUUGAAGAAGGGAGGUGUGGGUGAGGAGGUCCUUGCGGGAUUGGAGGGCGUUCAGGUUGGCUGA